UCAAAACUAAUUAAUUAUUUCAAUUAUCAACUGUUUAUUAAUUUCCUCUUUCGUUUAAAAUUAUUGGUAGAAACCAACAUGUUUGGUAUGUGAAUAUUCUGAAAUGAAAUCUCCAUUCUUGCUUUAAAAUAAAUAUGUUAGGUGAUCUAAUGAGAGAAUUAGAAUUCUUUAUAAGCACGAACAUGCAUCUAAUCCCCAGCAGCUUGAGAAAUGGGAAAUAUUAAUGUAUUAAUGAGUGCAACACUUGUGUUGCUCCAUUGCUUAAGAUGUUCAGCAAGUGUUUACACGGUGGGCGACAGCUCCGGCUGGGAUAUCAGCACCGACCUCGACUCAUGGUCCAACGACAAGACUUUCUCCACCGCCGACACCUUACUGUUCCAGUAUUCGCAGUACCAUUCGGUGAGCGAGGUGAGCGAGGCGAACUACAAGGUGUGCAACAUGACGAACGCGCUACAGUCGAGUAGCAACGGGAACACGACGUUCGCCCUGACCACCCCGGGCGACCGCUACUUCGUCUGCGGCAACAGGCUGCAUUGCCUCGGCGGGAUGAAGCUUCACGUCCACGUCGUCGAGAACCAGACGGUGGCGGGGCCCGCCGGGGCUCCCCAGGCGCAACCGGGGGGAUCCCUGCCGCCCGGAUCAUCCAAGACCAACGGUCCCUCCAAUUCAGUUUCUUUUGUUAACCCCACCGCACUAGAAGCUCUUCUCCUUCCGUUUUUCGCCUCACUUUUUAUCUUUUUCUCGUGAUUUUUUGGAGUUGGGGGAUUAAUGUAUAAACAUGAAAUUUGAGGAUGUUGAUGAUUUGGUUUUGUUUUGAGUUUUCAAUGUUUGUGAUGUUUCACUUCAUAUAUAUCCAUUUACUUGAUGAGGAA
Molecule: messenger RNA, 872 nt
Organism: Salvia miltiorrhiza (redroot sage)
Lineage: Eukaryota; Viridiplantae; Streptophyta; Magnoliopsida; Lamiales; Lamiaceae
Product: stellacyanin-like
Exons: 2
Coding region: 211-747 (178 amino acids)
Cellular component (GO): plasma membrane
Molecular function (GO): electron transfer activity
Source: RefSeq, a predicted model, not a curated record